This is a messenger RNA of Racocetra persica, 510 nucleotides long. The record is from the annotation of a GenBank genome assembly. NCBI's taxonomy places the organism in Eukaryota, Fungi, Glomeromycota, Glomeromycetes, Diversisporales, Gigasporaceae.
AUAUCUUUUUAAAACUUGUCGAGAGAGACGAUCUUGAUAUUGAAGAAAUUGAUCUUUGGAAAUAUUUGGUGAAAUGGGGAAAAGGUCAAUUAAUAUCUUCUAACGAAAAAUCUAAGAUGGAUGUCACUAAUUGGGAUAAAAAUGAUUUUGCAUCACUCAAAAAAUCUUUGGAUCCGUUUCUACCUCAUAUUCGAUUUCAUGAAAUUUCCAGUGAAGAAUUUUAUCAUCAUGUUAGGCCUUAUAAAAAAGCGAUACCGGAAGAUCUUUAUGAAGAUUUGAUGGCUUAUCAAAUGGCUAAUAUAACUCCCAAAAUUUCAAAAUUGCAUCCACGUUAUGGAUCUAUUAAUAUUGAUUCUGUUAUAAUUAAAAAGGAUAACGCUGCAAACAUCAUUAAUUGGAUCGAAAAAAGAACCACCUUCUCUAGGAAACCUUUUUAUCAAUUUAAGCUUACCUAUCGAGCAACACGCGAUGGGUUUGAAUAUAAUAAAUUUAUCGCGAAUAAUUGUAGUG